AUGGAACCGCACAUGGUCCCGGACAUGGAACCGUACAUCGUCCCGGACAUCGUGCCGAAGCCGGCCCUGGGCAUGGAACCGGCGCUGGAUGCGUCCGACAAGACGACGAAGAAGAUGGGAGGCAUCAUUGACAUGCUGAUCUCCAUGAAGAAGGUGCAGUGUAUCUGCAACCGAGGGCUGUUAUGCCUGGCAUGUGGAGCUGCUUCAACAAGCAACUCCAGUGCUGAGAGUCAUUGCUCGGCAUGA
Messenger RNA from Phytophthora sojae, 246 nucleotides. RefSeq lists its product as hypothetical. The record is from RefSeq and is a predicted model, not a curated record. Lineage: Eukaryota; Oomycota; Peronosporomycetes; Peronosporales; Peronosporaceae. The coding region runs from base 1 to 246 and encodes 81 amino acids. The transcript is spliced from 2 exons.